Molecule: messenger RNA, 6537 nt
Organism: Symbiodinium sp. CCMP2456
Lineage: Eukaryota; Dinophyceae; Suessiales; Symbiodiniaceae
Source: the annotation of a GenBank genome assembly
AUGGCGGAGUUUCAGGACGACGACAAACCGACUGCCGAGGACAAGGAGUCAGAUCACUCCACGACAGCGACGGCAACUGGCACUCAGGAGCUGCCGGAUAGUCACCCUCAGCAGGCCGAAGACCCGAAGGAGGUGAUGCCCUUGCAAGCGGCGCUUGUCGUGCCAUCGAUGGCAGACGAGCCUGUGGCCGACGCCGAGAAGGCUGAAGCCGGAGAGCAGCCGAAGCCUGGCCCGGAAGAGAAGGAAGAAACGGAAGAAAAGAAGGCGGAACAGGCCAGAAGGCCCCCCGAGCCAUUGACCACGCUAGACGAACAGGACUUCAAUGACAGGGGCGUUAGUUCCCUUGACGAGUCCAAGAAGUUCAGUUAUACAAUAGGGAAUGAUUACAAAUGCACCUUGUCCGGCUGGACACAUACAAGGCCGUAUGCGUGUGGUUUCAUUCGCAACAAGCCGGGCAUCGCGAAAGCCGUCGUCUCAAGCCUUGACCCGGACGUUUCAUACCUUUGGAAGGUGUACCAGGUCGCGAAGCUCUACGGCAGUGCCAACGGCCUGACAGUGAAUGGCGAGCCUCAAAGCAGCACCGUUGCGAGUAGCUCCACAGAGGCGACUGCCUCAGGCAAGGUACGAGCGGACAAGACCGGGAAGAUCACCUUCACUUUCUCCCGCGAUGGUGAUGAAGUGCACCUGUCCGGACUUGCCGUUGCUCGAGAGGAAUCCAAGGAAGGGAAAGUCGUGAAGCCCAAAGCGAAGGCGAAGGUGAAGGCAAAAGCAAAGUCCAAAAAGGAAGGGAAGUACGAUGAGUUCGGACGGAGGAUCGACAAGCUGAAGAAGAAGGAGGUGUCCUCGUCCGACGAGGAUCUCGACGACUUCUGCCCGUCCUCCAAGAAGAACGCGGACUUUGAACGUGAGCUGAGGAGGAUGAAGAAAAAGGUUCGGGAAGGUAUGACCGAACAGCAGAGAGAGGAAAUGGAGAACCCGUGGCUUCACACGCAGAUCUCUGACCAGGAGCGGGAGCUCAAGAAACAGAUGUUCAGAAGCUUCUACCAAGAACAAUAUGCACGGUUAAAGAACAAGGCCCAGCCCGACUACAAGCAGUACGAGAAGAGUGAUCCUACAACCUGGCAGUCGAUUACAGGUGGAAACUUGACGGCGGAGGGUGGGCAUCGCCCCCUUCCACGGCCAAAAGGAGUCAAGCUGCCAGCAGACUUCCGGAAGCAAGUCGGACGGAUCUCUCAGAAGGAGUUGCUUGAGAAGCACUCCUGCAAAGGCCAAAGGAUGUUGAUAUCCGUGUACGGUGACCUCUUCGACGUUUCAGAUCGACCUGACAAGUAUGGACCUGAUGGUCCAUACUGGUACAUGACUGGGAAAGACAUCACAUGGGCACUGAUGAGUGGAGAGGACACCGAGGAGACGAUGGACAAAUUCUACGACGUCUUCAAGAUUCAGCCGGCUGAAGCCGCAGACAGGCGGCUGCAGGGCUUGAUGAGCUGGUGGGCCUUCUAUGAGAAGGAGUACGGCAAGCCUGUCGGCCGGAACACUGCCUACGACAAGGAGUGGGGCUUGCCAGCCCCGCCUCACAUGGCAGAUGGGCUGACGCCGCUGCUUUGGGGCUCCCUGUUUUACAGCCACACAGUGCUGCGAUUGCCGGAUCCAACCACGCUGUUAGAUUUGCAGGUCUCGCUCUCCGGGUGCGACGUGGUGACGGUUCCUGGAUCCAGUGCAGAGGCCCAUCUCAGCUAUUGGCACCUCUUGGGUUCCGGAUCUAUGGAAAUCGUGAACCACACGCUGCGCGUGCAUGCCAUGUACAACCGCAAGUUCGUUAUGCUCGGCUGUGUGUUCGUUCUUCAUUUGCCUGAAUUCAGAGCAGGAUCUGCCCAAUUCAAUUUCAACUUCGUCAACAUGACUGUCCAGCAGGAUGGCUUCAGCGAGGGUGAAGACUCCCAAACUUCGAAGCAGAUGGCUAGUGUAAGCAUCUCUGACAUGCAUGUUCGUGGAGGCUUUCAUCUUGAUGUCUCAACGACGGCGCGCACCACUCUGUCCGAGAUCAGAGCAGCAUCGCUUCAGGUCAAUGUCAAGGGUGGCUACAUUGGACUUCACCACAGCCGUGCUGAGCAUGGCAAGGCUGACAUCCACGCACAGGAUGCGAUGGUUUCGAUCAGCACAAAGGGUGUUCCUGUUAAGGCCGAAAUCCCAGAUGAGAUAUUCAAAUAUGCAGCAUUGGCAGCGCCCACUGUCCACCAGGCGAGCAAUGCUACCGGCAGGCUGCGCUUGUAUCAGCUGUCGGGCCUGUCGGCUGAUGGUCGGGUUGACGAACCGUUGGAAGUCAGGGUUGAUGGAGAAGGCAGCACGGCCUACAUCCAGGCCUCCGAUCCUGUGACAAGUGAGAUGUGCAAGACGUCGCUGCAGGUCAUUAGGGGCUCUGCAGCAGCCGAAGAGGGCACGGUGCUUCUUCCUGCAACCCGAGAGCUCCUGGGUAAGCUAUCGAAAUGGCUGCAUACAGCCAAGGGAAAACAGGAGCCCAGGUACGUGGUGAAUGUGCACCUAUUGGCGCCGAAUGCCCCGACUGGCAUGCUGAAGCUCCUCUCGUCCACAGUAUACCACGCUAUGUCGCUGUCACUGGCCUCGAUCGUGACAGGUGGAAUGUUGCGGCCGCGUGUGCUCCGGAUCGUAGCACCGGUCUCCGGCAUGCGCUGGCUCUUCCCGCAGGAUGCGUGCGAUCCUGCCAUCGGGAAUCUGGAUGAUGCACAGCUCCGCUUCGGAGAGCAGCAGCUGCAAGCCAUCUCGCCAGAGGUGGACAUCGUCGGCAUGAACCUCACCUCUGCGAGGUGGAUCUGGGAUCCCAAGGGUUCCAAGGCUUACGUCUUUGACAAGGUCGAUGCGAAGUCUACUUACUUCUGGAGGCCUCGGCUUCUGACCGUCAAGGACUUCUGGAUCUUCCUCGCUGCGUCGGGCAUCACGUUAACCAUGGGCCUGGCGGCCGGCGUGGUGGUCUUGCUGAUCCUCGGCUUCCUUGUUAUUCCCAGCCUACGAGAGGAGCUUAGGAAGAUCGCGACCUUCAGGACUGCGUCGUACAGGAUGCAGUGCUCAAAAGACAGCGAAACCUGGGCUUUGCAUCCAAGCAUGGUGCACUGGCCGACGAGGGGAGUGCUGCUGCGCUGGGCCAAGCGGCCGAAAGCCAAGCGGUUCUCGACGAUCUGCUGCCAGGCAAGGCUGUGGCCGGACGCUGCCUCACUGGAGGGCUUCAAGGGAAUCGUGCGGACGCGACAUAUCGCUGUGGACAAGUUGCCGUGCCCGGAGGAGUUUCCGGAUAUUCGCUGCUUCCUGUUCGUAGUGGAUGUUAAGCAGGACGUCGGGGGAAAGCAGUACUACCGGAAAGAGUAUGACGUGGAGCUGGCGGCAAUAGGACAGCUGCAGGCAGAGCAGGAGCAGCCUCCCCUUCAUGCUGGUCGGCCAUAUCAAUUUCAGGUCAUAGCCUUCGAUGAGGCGGGAGCCGUGAUCGAGACGUCGGCGUGGUCGCGGCCCACGAUGAUCGACGCUCCUAGGAAGUUCGUAGAACUUCCCCUGCUACUGUGGCAAGGCUGGUGCCGCAUCUUGCCGUCCAGCACCUUUAACCACUUCCUGAACAAACACUGCGCGAUCCUUCCAGAGGACCCGGCCAUGCGGAUCACGCUGAAGCGGCUUCGGCUGAUCCUGGUUGCGCCGGGUCCGCCGAGCUUGGCGGGUGCUCCGCCAUCAGUCGCCGGGACAAAGGCCCAGGUUCAAGAGGUUCAGGUCUGCUUCUCGGCGGGAGGCAACUUCAAGGCAACCGACCACGUGAAGCUUCCGUCGCAGGACGAACGCAGUGAGAAGCGGCUUGUGGAACCGCUCUCCAAGGUGUUCCCAGGCUCCAACCGGAUUGACCCAAAGCAAGGGUGCAUCGUGCUGGAUGCAUUCAGCAAAGAGCUUGAGCUCGACGUCGGCCAAGAUGUGGGUGAUCAGCUCACUAUUGAGGUUUCCGUGACAUCGGAGGAUGGAACCGAAACCACAGCUGCAAAGUGGCGGCAUAAUUGGUCGCAUUUGCUAGAUGUCUUCAGCCAUCGCAGAUCGGCCACGCAGGAACUAGCUGACGAGAUUGUGCUGCUGGACGGCCGAACUGCGGUAGCUUUCCUUUCAGCCCAGUUUGAGAUCAGUAACCCAUGUUUGCCUUCGACGGCACGUCCUCCUCCAGCCAGCAACGAAGGAUUUCCUCGGAUCUUUGAUCGGAUCCGACCUGGUUGCGUGGUCUACUGGAGCGAGUCUGUGAAAUUGGACUGGGAUGUGCCAGCGGCAGUGGACCGGCAGGACAUCGAGGUGGAAGUUGUUUUGGUAGGGAACGAAGUGGACAUUUCCAAGCUAGAACAGGGGCACUGCCAGCCAAAGAGAAAAAGCCUCUCCACCAAACUCGGCUCCAUGCAGCUGCGAUCCGGGCAGCAUAGCCUGGUGAUGUGCUCGUCACACCUUGUGAGGGACGGCAUAAUGUGCUGUCACUUGCAGGCCAAGACUCUCAUGAACAGAGACACGGUCUGCAGACAGCCGGUCCAGCAUCCUGCGACAGACCUGGGGUGCUACCGCCUAGGAAAGCUCCAGCAGCACCUGGAGGAGAUAAAUGUGCCGGGGGAGGAGGAACAAAUCGGCAGCUUGGACGAAGAGAUUGAUCGCCUCAGAACGCAGAUGGACGCGAUGAAGCCUUCCAGUGCCAAAGAGAAAGAGGCAAAACAGAUGAAGAUUUUGGUGUCGCAGGUCAAGCUGUACAAGGACAAGUACUUGGAACGUGAUAAGUCAGCUAGAGCCAUCGAAGAGGAGAACUACGAGCUGCGAGAGCAGUUGGCAGCCCUCAAGACCGUCGGAGUGUCUUAUGCAUAUUCGCAGGCCGACACAUCGAUGCUUAUGCGACCGGGCAGCCCACACGGCCACAGCAAGCCUGAGCCACUAGCAUACGCUGCUUACGCGCCUCCGACGGACUUUGGAGACCCACUGGCGAGGUUGGAGAAGGCACAGAUGAGACUGGACACGUGGGCAUCGCAACAUCGCUCUUCCCUCAAGCGGAACCUCACAGGCCUGGUCAAUGUGCAGGACUUGCCGAACAUGGAGCUUCCUGGUGCGGUGGCCACACGAGGUGCCUAUGGCCCGGGUCCGCCGGUACUCCCAGAGCUAGAGGAUGACGAAAUCGAGAAGCCGGAAGACGAGCCGGCAGAAGAAGAGGAGCCCCAGGAAACUGCUUACUACAUCCGAGCAUCCAAAAACCGAGUGCAAGAAGAGGAAACCGGACUUGGACUCGUAAUGCAAAAGCUUCGCGGGUACUGGCAAGCCUUCUUCUUCCAGGGGGAAAGAGAUAUGCAGGACACGUACUACAAAACCGGACUUUGCCAGUACAUUGCACGCAGCCAGAUUUUCGAGAAUGCGACAAUGGCCGUCAUCGCAGCCAAUUCGGUGUGGUUGGGCGUGGACGUCACCUACAAUGACCAGCUUCUCCUAAUAAAUUCUCAGCCAAUCUUCAUCAUCAUGGAGAACCUCUUUUGUACAUACUUCUUCCUGGAGAUCGUCAUUCGCUUCGGCGCCUUUCGGAGGAAAUGCAACGUCUUCCGAGACUACUGGUUCGUUUUUGACCUUGCGCUGGUGCUGGCGAUGGUUCUGGACACAUGGGUUCUUCUUGCCAUCAUGGCCUCAUCAGACAUGGAUGUUUCGGUUGUGAACUCCUCAUCUUUGCGGCUCCUGCGCAUCAUCCGCAUCAGCCGACUUGCGCGAGUCGCGCGGAUCUUGCGGUCUGUGCCGGAGAUGAUGAUCCUUUUCCAGGGCAUGGGAGUUGCCUCCCGCUCUGUGAUUUGCACGGUCUCUCUUCUGGUCAUACUGGUUUAUGUUUUUGCGCUCGUCUUCAUGCAGCUCCUCAGGGGCACGGCUGCGGGAGAUGAGUACUUCCCAUCUAUUACCAAGGGAAUGUUUGCCCUCUUCUUUCACGGAUGUCUCGGCGAGUUUCUGCCAAACCUCGCAGAAGCCAUCUUCGAUGAAGGAAUCGAUGUCGGCUUGUUCCUGAUCCUUUUUGUCUUCUUGGGUCCUUUAACGGUCAUGAACAUGGUGGUGGCCGUGCUAGUUCAUGUGGUUAGCUCCGUUGCGACGCUGCAGCAAAAGAACCAGCACAAUGGUGUUAUCCGGGAACGGAUAUACAACGUUCUGAAGAGCCUCGACGGCGAUGAUGAUGACGUCAUAACCCAAGACGAGUUCAGGAUGAUCAUGGACACGAAAGAAGCCAUGGCAGUUUUCUUGGAAGUUGGGGUGGACGUAAUUGCGAUCCUGAAGGAUCCAGACAUUAUCUUUGGGGGUGAGGUGCGCUUGCCCAUUGACGAGCUGCUGGACGAGGUGAUAACUCUCCGAGGUAGCAACUUCACCACGGUCAAGGACCUGGUCCAGCUGAAGAACCAGCUUGUUCGGGAGCUGAGGGCAAGCACAGCGCUGGAUGUGCAGUGUCUGUUGAACUUGCAGUGGCUCUCAGUCGACCGGUAUCAUGCGCAUUUCUUGAGAUAG